AUGUUCAUGUUAAUUUAUGAGGCACCAAAGUAUACUCUUCCCCCACUGCUGCCAUUUCUCGACUUUCCCUUGGUUACAUACUCUGAAAUACGGGCAUCAUACCGAAACUGCUGCAUUUAUGACUCUACGCCUGACAGGUUGAAUCCAGAGUCUCGUCUAAACAGUCUUUCUCCGACACAGAUGGAAAAUCAAGGGACAUGGAUGCCUCCCCCGUACAACCUUUUGACGCCACCAGUGAAGCUUUCAACCGCACAUGUUGCUAAAGAUCCUUCCGUCUCCAGUAAUUUUGCUCGUCUCGCGAAAUGGUCUCCCGAUGGCUCCGUUUUUCUUGCGCAAUGCGAGAACCGCGCUUUCGAAUUGUUCGGGAUGUCACUGAACACAAAGGAAAACCAGAUCACCCAGUCGAUGAGCACUCUCCCACAAGCAUCCUCGAUCUUGGACUUUAGGUGGUACCCUACAGCGUCUGCCCAUGAUCCCUCUUCGUUUUGUUUUGUGGCAUCAGUACGAGAAUGCCCAGUAAAGCUUCUUGACGCCUCAGAUGGGAGACUUCGUGCAUCAUACAAGAUCGUUGACCACAGGGAACGCCAGAUUGCUCCUCAUAGUUUGGCAUUCGACUUAACAGCCCAAAAGUUAUACUGCGGCUUUGAAGACGCCAUCGAAAUAUUUGACCUGUCUCGCCCCGGUGAAGGUACCCGGAUGCACACGACUCCUUCAAAUAAGAGCAAAGAUGGUCUAAAAGGUAUCAUAUCUGCGUUGGCAUUUUCACCAUCGUACAGCACGGACGAAUCCUUCUACGCCGCUGGAAGCUUCACACCGUCAACAAAUAACAUCGCGAUGUUCAGUGACCAACAAGAGACUCCGCUAAUGUUCCUGCAAUUCAAUCCUACCAAACCGCAUCUCCUCUACGCGGCUUAUCGAGGAAGUGGGACAGGAUCGAUCUACUCGUGGGACGUCCGCUCAAACGUCGAUGCCCCUCUUGAAAUUCUGCAGACGCCAGCUAGCACGAAUGCGAACUCCAAAUCGAACCAGAAAUUCCGAUUUGACGUUGACAUCGCAGGACGGAUGUUGGGUGUCGGCGACCAGCUAGGAAAUGUCUCCAUAUUUGAUCUUGAGUCUACCAACAGCGAAGUGGACAGCAACAUGCGUGACAUUGGGAUGGAUGAUGCCCCUUUAGUCCGGCAGCCUACACUCGUGUACAAGGCACACGACGAUGCCGUUGGAUCCGUUGCCUUCCACCCGUAUAUGCCAGCGAUUCUAACGACGUCAGGCUCGCGUCAUUUUACCAACGAAUACGAUAAAGAGGAGGACUCAUCUGAAUCCUCUGAGGAGGAAGAUGGUGAUGCCUCGAGACCCUCUGAUAGGAGGGAGUGCACGGUCAGACGGCCAAAUCCUUCUCAUCCUGUUACCUUCGACUCCAGCAUCAAGUAA
Molecule: messenger RNA, 1428 nt
Organism: Cyclocybe aegerita
Lineage: Eukaryota; Fungi; Basidiomycota; Agaricomycetes; Agaricales; Hemipholiotaceae
Source: the annotation of a GenBank genome assembly